This is a messenger RNA of Archocentrus centrarchus (flier cichlid), 5135 nucleotides long. RefSeq names its product tumor necrosis factor receptor superfamily member 16-like. Gene Ontology annotation, cellular component: cell surface; plasma membrane. Bases 294 to 1367 code for a protein of 357 amino acids. Lineage: Eukaryota; Metazoa; Chordata; Actinopteri; Cichliformes; Cichlidae. Gene Ontology annotation, molecular function: coreceptor activity; death receptor activity; nerve growth factor binding. The transcript has 6 exons. Gene Ontology annotation, biological process: Rho protein signal transduction. The record is from RefSeq and is a predicted model, not a curated record.
ACUUGCAGUACUCCUGACAGGACGGUCUCCCGCACCUCCUCCUCCGCUUCUUCUUCACUCUGUGUGGUGGUGCAGUAGUGUGUAAAUAGUGGCGCUUCUGAGGAGGUGCACCUACACUCGCAUCUGACUCCAGUCCAGAGGUCCCGGAGACACGCGCGAUGGUGCGGGCUCAUUGAUAAAAUCCGUGCUGCUGGAAUUAAAAUGAGCACUCCUGCUGAGCGGCUCUCCGCCUCCACAUAGCGCUGCUUUCUCUGCACAACAUCUCUUUAUGUGACUCCGGCAGACGAAUCAGGAUGACUUCUACCUUAUCGCUGGUCAUUUCGUGCGCUUUGGUGGCAGCAGUGCUGGCGUCCAAGACGGAGCGGGCUGUGCUUCUCCCCUGCGCUUCUGGCAGGUACACCAGGAAUGGAGAAUGCUGCAAUGAGUGUCCACCUGGAGAGGGAGUGGUGAAGAAAUGUGGCCUCACUCAGACCGUCUGCGCUCAGUGUUUGGACAGUGAGACCUUCUCAGAGAACUACAGCCAUACAGAGCAGUGCAAGCCAUGCACUCAGUGUACCGGCUUGAUGCGGAUGGAGACGCCAUGCACUGACUCCAACGAUGCCAAAUGCAUCUGUGGCUAUAACUACUUCUUGAGUUCUGUAACUGGCAGUUGUGAGCCGUGUACGGUGUGCCCUGUCGGACAGGGCGUGUACUCCCAUUGUGAUCACAAUCAUGACACGGUGUGUGAGGAAUGUGUCGAUGACACCUUCUCUGACCAGGAAAGCUCCCUCGAACCCUGCCUGCCCUGCACCAUCUGUGAGGAGGAAACUGAAACACAGCAGGCUGCUUGCACGGCGAUCAGUGAUACUGUCUGCUACAAUCCUAACAUUCCUACCUAUGACACUCCUACCUCCGACAUGGAUCUGUCUUCAUCCUCCUUCCCCAGUAUCGUCCUUCCUGAUGCCUCUUACAGCCCACUGCCAGGAGGAGAAACAACUACGUCCAGCGCUGGUUCUCCUCGAUUCCUCGGUCAUGGCCUCAAUGAAAACCUCAUCCCUAUCUACUGCUCUAUCCUGGCCGCUGUGGUGGUGGGCCUAGUGGCUUAUAUCGUCUUUAAGAGGUGGAAUAGCUGCAAACAGAACAAGCAGGCAGCUAAUAACCGAGCAGCUACAAACAACCAGAUGGUGACACCGGAGGGGGAGAAGUUGCACAGUGACAGUGGGAUCUCGGUGGACAGUCAGAGUCUGCAGGAGCAGCAGCAGCAACAGCAGCAGCAGCAGGCCCAGGCUGAAGUCCAGGCUCAGCCUUCACACUCUCACACACAGGAACAGAUAGUGGUUAGGGUGGAUGGGGGUCCCCAGCCUGACUCGCCUCCCCCUAAAGUCUGAGAAAGUGGAGGCCUAAGACAAGAAGAAGACAGUGGGGACUUAAACAGUGGACCAAAAGGAAAGCAGGCAGCCACAGGAUGUAAACACAGACUCUGAUUUAUAUCUGAAGCUGCCACAGAGUGACAACUUGACUGAUACGGACCUCCCAGCACUUUUGGGCCACACUUUGACUCUUCAUCCCUGCAUAUAGAGUCUGUCAUUCAGUGUGCCUGGACAUAAUCUCUUUGGCAAUAUCAACCAAAAUCUGCACCUGUGUUUCACAGAUAGGUAGAUAUAUGCCAAUGCAUCUUGUAUUACCUGACUAUUCCAGUAUGACUUAUGACAUAAUUCUCACUAGCUGCCGGUUUAGAACCUUCUAUUCCUCUCUGAGCUUUUCAUUUUCUUUUAAAUUUAAUGAUCACUUGCAAUGAAACAUCUAUGCCUGAUAGGUAAAUAGGCAGAAAGACACUUCAUUAUUGCCCCCCCCCUCCGUGCAUCAAAGAGAGAAAGGGAGCUGGUUCCGCUCACAUCUUCCUCUGUGGUGUCCCACUCUUGGAUAAUCCUCUGCCUCUCUCCACAAGAUUCACUCUAUUAGACCCCCACUGUCAUCAGCGAUACAAAAAGCAACAGGGGAGUUGUGAGUCACUCCCAACUUCUUCUGAAAUUUCUUUCUCUUGUAUCAUUUAACCAUAGAUGUGUUUCAUGUCAUGUUGUUUUAUAAAAUGUCUGCGUCAUUGUUUGCGAUUAGGUACAGCGACUGAUGCAAGUGACUCAUAUUUGGAGAAAGAGGUGAACUUUUUUUUUUUUUUACCUCAGUGAGAUGCUUCUUUCUGAGACUCUGUCACUAAUCUAACCCCCUUCACAGCACCUGGAAGGAUUGUGUUUCAGUAAUUUCAUGCUUAUAAUUUAACAUGCGCAAAUGUUUAUCUUCUGUUUAUGGUGCGGUACUUUAAUUUUGUGGCUUGAGCUACAUGGCUGAUUCAGCAGUGGUCCUCCACAGUCCUCCAUGGAGCCUGGAUAUGAAAAAUGAGGGGGAACAUAUCUGCAGUGUGGAGGUCUGCUGACUCACUGCAAUGAGUUAACUUGUCUGAUGGGAAGGGGAAACCAUCUAAUGAGCAAAAAAAAAAAAAACAACAAAAAAACUACGUCAUCAGUGCUCAUUAAACUGGUGCUUAAAUGAAUCUGGGACACAAAAUCAGCAACAAGGAAUCCCAUCUAUAACAAUUUACGCUUACUGAGUGGAAAAUUGGGACAACCCUCAGAGGCACACUUUCAUUUCACAAUCCUCGCAAGCAACUCCAUCUCCACAUACUCACUAUUGCAGUCUCUCAUGCAGCUUUGUCUCAGCCUGAUAAACAGUGUGGAGGUGCUAAUGCUCACAUCAACACAGGACCCAUUAGAGAGACAUCCUGACAGGCAGGUAGUAAUUACCUCAGGGUUUCAGCUUCAUUUACCCUCUGCUCCACUCUCAUUGGGAUUAAUGCUGUGGACAACAGAGAGGCCCUCACUGAAGCCUCGAUGUGACAUUACAAAUCCUUUAUCCCACUCUGAGGCUGCUGACAUUUAUUACAUUGCCCUGGUGAUAUAAAAGCACUUAGUCCAGGCUCACAUCUAAGACGUGGCAACACCUUUUAUCAAGGAGGACCACUUUUAUGCUGCCCCCUUCCUGCUGCCUAAAAUAACUGUAAAAGCAAUCGACAUAGAUACCCUGAAAAAGACUGUAGCUGAGCUCAACUGCACUGCUUGAGCAUUCAUUCCUUCAGGGGCACAUACCUUCUCAGGGUCCCCCUCUGUGUGGAUAAAUUUAUGAAUAGCUCUGUGGAAAAUUUGUGUAAAACAUCUGUAGUUGUGUAAUAGAGCUGCUAAGUAGACAAAUACAGAUAUAAAGCAGCAUAGGACAACAUGGGUUGAUAUAGAUACAAAAUUCCUACAGGAUUUAAAAACAGAAUAAUUUAAAGGAAUAGCUGGGUAUUUUCUGAAAAUACUUAUGUACUUUUUUUUUUUUUUUUACUAAUGUGUUGAUGAGAAGAUUGAUACAGUCCUCAAAUCUGUACAUUAAAUAUAAUGCUCUCUGAAGCUGGUUAGCUUAGCUCUGAAUAAAUACAGUAAAAAGGGGGAUAGGUUUUGCCUGACUCUGCCUCAUGGUCAGAAAUCCACCUACCCGCACCUUAAAGUUCCCUAAUAAACACAACACUUCUCUUUAGUUUCAUGCAAAACCUCACAUGUAAAAGACACCUGUUGUUUUAGAAUGGGGAUUAUUUGUUACACCGUUAUCUAUCGACAAGCUGAUGUGUUUUCUUGUUAGCAGAGCUUGUAGAAUUUAAUGAACACUAGAUAGGAAAUGUCACAUAGAGAGAAGAAGACAGAGAAAGUGAGUCAUUAUACCCCGCAUGCAUCAAUCACACGGUCACCAACAGCUCAAGACAAUUAAACUUUCUCUUCACUUGUGAUUCAUGAAUCACUGCAGCAUAAUGAAUGGAAGCAAAUAAAAUGCUGCUGUCCUUUUCUCACACCUCCUCAAGCUGCUGCGGUGCGGACAUGUGACCACACACACACACACACACACACACACACACACACACACACACACACACACACACACACACACACACACACACACACACACACACACACACAGUGUAUGAUUCUCUCCUCUAUUGUAAGAGCUGGUAUGAGUCAUCCUGAUCCCAGCUCUGGCAGUGACAUUAAAGCAGAAUCUGCUACAGUAUGAGUGACCAGGGUGUUGAUUUAAAAGGAAAAAAAAAAAACAGUCCUCGACUGCACCCCUGCACCCCCACCCCGAGGCCCAAUCAGCCCUCCAGCAGUGAGCUCAUAUACCCUGAACUGACUUAUUCUGUUUCUCCAACAGCUUGUAAAGUGAGACACACUGCAAGAAUGUACAACCUGAAUAUAAACAGAAAAAUAUGCAAGACAAAUUCAAGGAUAAGGUUUGAGUAGCCCUAAGUUUUUGUUGUAAAUUGUUUUGGUUUUUCUGUGUCUUUGUUUGUAUGAAUAAUAUUACACUUUUGGAAUCAGUACUUUUUCUAACUGAUGUUAUUUUGUAGCACUUAUUAGACAUAAUAUGAAUGCACUCAAAGAGUGUACCACAGUUCAAGUGCCUGUGUACAGUGUCCAGUGUCUUUGAGUUCAGAUGUUUGACUAGUUUUUAUUUUGCAGUUUUCCACUUAUUUUUAUUUUAUUUUAUUUUAUUCUUUUCGUUGCAUUUUAAAAAAUAUUUUCAGAGCUAAUGAAAGUUUUUAGUAAAUCGAAGUCAGCACUAUAGAUGAACCUUGGAGACGCAAGCAAACUGUAUAAACGUGGCACCAAUAUAAAGAGACUUACAGUACAAAUAGGUUGCCGGUGAACACAUACUGUAUGUUAACAUGCUAUAAAUACUGGCAACUAACAGGAUCAUGUAGCAUUGUAUAAAUAUGCCACCCAGGACUUCUACUCUAAAACUCACAUAUGCUAUUUGCCAAUAGAAAUCAGCUCUACAGUACAGAGUUUUUGCAUGUACACUAAGUUUAUCACAUACCUCCAUCUCAGAGGCAGCAAGACAUGUAAUCUACAGUAACAUGAAGUCUAUGGGGAGGUUCACUGUGAUUCUCUAUGAUAUUAUUACUUGAUACAGACAGAUCAGGACCCGGUCCCAGAAAAGCUGAAUGUCAUCUGCAGUAACCUACUAAUGUAAAAUGCAUUGUGUAAAUGUGAAUUUCUUAGAGUUGAUACAAGAUACAAAAAUACACUAUAAAAUGUAUAAAAACAAAAAUGUGUGCAAGUGUAAUGAAC